AUGGGUAGUCGUAAUUAUCCUCAACAAGGUUAUCUUGAUUAUAUUUCUGCACAACAUUAUUGUUUGGGUACAAAUGCUACAACAUAUCGUGAUAUGACAACUUAUGAAUUAACAACUGUUAAUUAUCAGUCUUUAUCUACACUUCUUCCUGUUUAUCUUGAUCAUAUAUUUUAUCCAUUAUUAUUAAAUGAUUGUUAUUUAACUGAAGUGCAUCAUAUAUCCGGUGAGACAGGUGAUGAUGCUGGUGUUGUUUAUAGUGAAAUGCAAGCAAGUGAAAAUCAACCAGAUGAAAUUCUUUUAUAUUCUAUACUACGUGAAUUAUGGUCAGAUGAAUUACCAUAUCAUUAUGAAUGUGGUGGUCGUCUUGAAUCCAUACGUAAUGAAUUAACAUUAGAUAAAAUAAAAAUAUUUCAUCAAAAAUUUUAUACACCAAAUAAUGUUGCUAUUAUUUUAUGUGGUGGUGGUAUAAAUGUCAAUGAAAUAUUACAAAUAUUAAAUAAAUUUGAACAAGAAAAUUUUUUUCAAUAUGAUAAUCGUCAAAAACUUUCUAAUGAAUAUUCAUUAGAUGAAAAUCAAAGAAAAAAAACAAAAUUACAUGAUGAUAAAUUUCCUUUUAUACAAAUUAAAUCAGCAAGUUUUGAUGAUAAUUCUACUUUUAUUCAUUCAAAUAUAAAAACUAAUGUACAAUCUAUUGAUACAACCAAAUUAUCAGUUCAAUCAACUACAAAUGAAACUAAUGAAUCAUCAUUUUGUGAUUCAGAAUUAAUGGUAUCACGUGGAGAGUCAUCUGGUCCAUCAUCACCAAAUUCAUUAUUACAGGCAAGUGAAACAGAUAGUUCAAUAUUUCAACGUAAUAUGAAUGAAUAUAAAGAAGUUUGUUAUCCAGUUGAUGAUAAUGAUGAAAAUUUAGGACAAGUUGCAUUUGGUUAUCGAUUAGAAUCAAUUUAUGAAAUGGAAAUUUAUACAGCACUUGAUGUUCUAUUAACAACAUUAUUUGAUGAAGAUAUUUCAAUUUUUUAUAAAGAAUUUAUUGAAUUACCAAAUACAUUAUGUUCAUCAAUUGAUCACGAUUGGUUUAAUUAUCCGCAAAGAGUCUUAACGAUUACAUUUGAAGGUGUUGAAAUUGAUGAUUUAACAAUGGUUGCUGAUAAAUAUUCAUCUGUACUUUAUUCAAUUCUUAAUUCUCAAAUAGAAAAUGAUCAAUUCUAUACACAAGUACAACGAAAUAUAAAAAAGAAAAUUGAAUUACAUUUAAAUGAAAUUGAAUCUGAACCAUUCGGUUAUCUUACUGAUUUAUGUUGUUUAGAUCAUAUAUCAGAAUUAUCUCUGUCAAAUAUAAAGAAUGAAAAUGAUAAUGAACAACAUUUAUAUAAAUUUUUACAAAAUCAAAAAUAUUUAGAAAAUUUAUUGAAUCGUCCACUUCCGUAUUGGCAUGAACUUAUUAAAAAAUAUCUAUUAGAAUGGGAUUCAUCGAAAAAAACUGUUAUUUUACUCAAGCCAAGUUAUGAAUUAUUAGUUGAACAACAAGAACAAGAAGAACAACGAAUAGCUGAACGUCUUAAUUUACUUAAUUCAAAGGGUCUUCAAAAAUUAAAAAAUGAACUUGAUCAAGCUCGUUCAAAUAAUAAACAAUCAUCAUCUCAAUGUGCUAAUAUUUCAAAUCCAUCAAUUCCAUUUCAUAAUCAAUUACAUCUACCACAAAUAGAAUAUUAUUCUAAUAAAGAUCAAAUUGAUCUUUUUCAUAGUCCAACAAGUCAUUUUAUUAGAUAUACUUUACAUAUUCCAUUAAAAGAUUUACCUCUAGAUCUUCAAUUAUAUCUUCCACUUUUUUCUAAUUUACUUUUUCAUACAUCUAUUCAAUAUGAAAAUAUUCACUUAGAUAAAUAUAAUUUUUGUGAACUUAUUUCUCGUGAUAUUCUUAGUUAUAGUGUAUCCAAUGGUCAAUCAUCGUCAUCACCUAUACAAUCAAGAUAUGUUUAUACUCAUUAUUUUGAUACAUUUAUUAUAUCUUUACAAUCAAUAAGUAAUGAUGAAAUUUAUAAAAAUACAAUUGAUUAUUUUCGUUAUGUACUUUAUGGAACAAUAUUUAAUGAUUAUAAAAUAAUAAUUGAAGAAUGUGAAAAACAAUUAAAACAUCUUAUUGAAGCAUUACAAGAUGGUCAUACAAUUCAUGAAGCAUAUUUUAAUUGUUUAAUUAAUUCAACGAAUUUAAAUAAUUAUUAUCAUCAAAUGAAUAUUUUUUUACAAAAAAAUCUAUUUGAAAAAAUUUGUAAACAACCUGAUAAAUAUAAAAAUGAAAUUAUAUCAAAACUUGAACGUAUUCGAUUAUUUCUAUUGAAAAAUUUAUCUCAAAUGCAUUUUAGUAUAUGUGGAAAUAUGGAAUUAAUUGAAGGAAAUUGGCAUAUUAUUGAACAAUUUAUGAAUGAAAGUAAAUUAAAAAGUCAAAUAGAAAUUGAAAAUAACCAAAUAAAAGGAAAAAACGUUUCAACAGAAUCACCCGCUACAAUUAUUGGUACUCCACAUGAAGAAUCAGGUUAUGUCCUUCGAUGGACACGUCUUUCAAUAAGUCCAAAAGAUUUUGUUUCACUUUUAAUCUUUUCAAAUUAUCUCGAUAUGGAAAAUGGUCCACUUUGGACAGCAUGUCGUACAAAUGGUUAUUCAUAUGGUGUUGCAUUUGAUUUUGAUUUCGAAACAAAUCUUAUUCUUCUAUCAAUAAAUCAAUGUUCUCAAUUAAAAUUAGCCUAUACAAGUGCUUUAGAAACACUUAAAAAUAUUGUUGAACAUAAAACAUCCUUAGAUUCACAACGAAUGAAUGCUGCACGUAAUUUAACAAUUUGUAUGUUGACAGAACAUUUAGCAACAUUAGGUCGUGUAACAAGUGUUUGUAUUCGUUCAUAUCUUAAUACAUAUUCAAUUGAUAAAUAUCAAAAUUUAUUAAAUGAAAUUAAUUCAUUUACUUAUAAUGAAGAUAUAUUAUUGAAAAUAAUUGAAAAAUAUUUAUCACCAUUAAUUAAUGAUAAUCAAUCAUCAACAUUAAUACUUGUGAAUACAAAUAAAAUGAAAGAAACACAAGAAUUUCUUCAAAAAGAACAUAAUAUUAAAAAUGUUAUAUUAAUUAAAGAUGUUAUGUUAACAAGACAAAGUCAUUUGUUUAAUCUAUUUAUUCGAAGAAUAAAUGUAUUUAAACAAUGUGCAAUGUCAACAAAUGUUGGUUCAUCUCUUUUUACAUUAUCAGAAUCACAUGAAAUGCUUCAAAAAACAUGUCGUGAUUUUGCUGAUCGAGAACUAAAACCAAUAGCUGCAGAACUUGAUAAAACACAUCGAUAUCCAACAGAAAUUAUUAAAAAAUUAGGUGAUCUUGGUUUAAUGUGUGUUGAAGUUGAUGAAGCAUUAGGUGGUUCUGGUUUAGAUGCACUUGCUUAUGCUAUUGCUAUGGAAGAAAUAUCACGUGGAUGUGCUGGUACUAGUGUUAUCAUGUCUGCUCAUAAUUCUCUUUACAUCGGACCUAUCGUAAAAUAUGGAAAUAAACAACAAAUUGAAAAGUUUGUCAAACCGUUUCUUAAUGGUGAUCGAGUUGGAUGUUUUGCUCUUUCUGAACCUGGUAAUGGUUCCGAUGCAGGUGCAGCAAGCACUACAGUUAAAGAACAUGAUAGUUCAAGUUAUAUUGUUAAUGGUACAAAAUCAUGGAUUACUAAUGGAUAUGAAUCCGAAGCAGCCGUCAUCUUUGCAACAACUGAUAAAUCACUUAAACAUAAAGGCAUCAGUGCAUUUAUUGUUAAAAAACCAACAGAAGGUUUAUCAUUAGGCAAAAAAGAAGAUAAAUUAGGUAUCAAAGCUAGUUCAACAUGCAAUCUUAUAUUUGAUGAUUGUAUAAUUCCAAAAGAAAAUUUACUUGGUAAACAAGGUGAUGGAUUCAAAAUUGCAAUGACAACACUUGAUUCAGGUCGUAUUGGUAUAGCAGGUCAAGCAUUAGGAAUUGCUCAAGCAUCACUUGAAUGUGCAAUUGAUUAUGCACAAAAACGACAAGUAUUUGGAAAACAAUUAACACAAUUGCAAGCUAUACAAAUGAAAUUAGCUGAUAUGGAAAUGCGUUUACAAUCUGCUCGUUUAUUAACAUGGAAAGCUGCAGCAUUAAAAUCAUCUGGUCAACCAUUUACAAAAUUUGCUGCUAUGGCAAAAUUAGCUGCAUCAGAAUGUGCUACAUUUAAUGCUCAUCAAGCUAUGCAAAUUUUAGGUGGAAUGGGUUAUGUUAGUGAUAUGCCAGCUGAACGUCAUUAUCGUGAUGCACGUAUAACAGAAAUAUAUGAAGGAACAAGUGAAAUUCAACGAUUAGUAAUUGCUGGUAAUCUUAUUAAAGAAUAUAGUGCAACAAAUGUUUAG
Molecule: messenger RNA, 4380 nt
Organism: Rotaria sp. Silwood1
Lineage: Eukaryota; Metazoa; Rotifera; Eurotatoria; Philodinida; Philodinidae
Source: the annotation of a GenBank genome assembly